Molecule: messenger RNA, 1389 nt
Organism: Colletotrichum graminicola M1.001
Lineage: Eukaryota; Fungi; Ascomycota; Sordariomycetes; Glomerellales; Glomerellaceae
Product: major facilitator superfamily transporter
Exons: 4
Coding region: 1-1389 (462 amino acids)
Biological process (GO): transmembrane transport
Cellular component (GO): fungal-type vacuole membrane
Molecular function (GO): transmembrane transporter activity
Source: RefSeq, a predicted model, not a curated record
AUGUCAGAGAAACAAGUUGCGACUCAGCGAGAGCAAGGCGGGCACCACUUCCCAAUUUCCAAUAACAUUCCUUCAAGUCAGAGCCAUGAUGCAGAAACGGAUACAGGGAGAGCCCCCACAGCCCGAACCUCAAGGAGCAACAACGGAAUUAAUUCGCAUCUCAACCUAGUCAUUGAUCCGCCGCCGGAUGGAGGUUUAAGAGCAUGGAUGGUCGUACUGGGCACGUUUCUUGCCACGAUGAACACCUGGGGUGUCGCAAACUCGUUUGGUGUCUUCCAGCCGUACUUUACCUCCCUCUUCUCCCGGUCGCCGUCUGAUGUUUCUUGGAUCGGCUCUUUCGAAGUCUUCCUCCUUUUCUUUGUGGGAACAUUUACAGGACGCUGGACAGACAUGGGCUACUUCCGAGCCCUCUUUGUCGCCGGCUUCAUGCUGGUUGUCCUCGGAAUGUUGGCAGCCUCGUUCUGCACUACCUAUUGGCAGUUUUUCCUCGCCCAGGGCAUUUGCCUGGGCCUCGGAAACGGGUGCCUCUUUUGCCCCUGCAUGGCUGUCACGUCGACGUAUUUUGCGAAACGCCGCUCGCUGGCGUUCGGUAUCACUGCGGCGGGGGCUGUCGCUGGCGGGCUGGCCUUUCCAAGCAUGGUUCGACAAUUGCUGCCACAGAUCGGCCUGGGUUGGACAAUCCGUUCGAUAGCAUUGAUACAACUGGUGACUCUGGUCAUGGCUGGACUUCUUAUGAAGACCCGGAUCCCACCCCGAAGAGCUGCACCGCUGGUAGAAUGGGCGGCGUUCAAAGAGUCUGAGUACAGCUUCUAUGCUGCUGGAGCUUUCAUGUGCUUCUGGGGAACGUACUUUGCAUUUCACUAUCUUGCUGCGUUCUCACGCGACAUCAUGGGACUAUCCUAUACGGAAUCACUAGAUCUUCUGCUUGUCCUCAAUGGCGUGGGCGCGAUUGGUCGCAUUAUCCCAGCUCAAAUCGGCGACGUCAUUGGUACGAUCAACAUCUUUGCGCCCAUGGCUCUCAUGACCGGUACCAUCAUGUAUUGCUGGGCCGGUGUUCACAGCAUCACCGGGCUGUACUUUUGGUCAGUGUUUUAUGGGAUCUCCGUUGGAGGCGUUCAGUCGCUGUUUCCGUCAGUGCUCAGCAGUUUGACUACAGAUCCGCAAAAGCAGGGGACGAGGAUGGGCAUGGUCUUUACCGUGGUGAGUUUCGCGUCACUGACCGGAUCACCGAUUGCUGGAGCCAUUAUCGACGCCAUGGGAGGUAGAUACGCCGGAGCCCAGGCUUUUGCCGGCAGCUGCAUGAUUCUGGGAAUGAUCUUUGUUCUUUCGGCGAGAGUUUGCAAGACUCGAAAAAUGGGGGUUGGUGCUUUUGCUUGGAUUAAGGUCUGA